Messenger RNA from Monopterus albus (swamp eel), 8855 nucleotides. RefSeq names its product tensin-3. The transcript has 27 exons. Gene Ontology annotation, molecular function: protein binding. Bases 245 to 4375 code for a protein of 1376 amino acids. Gene Ontology annotation, cellular component: focal adhesion. Gene Ontology annotation, biological process: dephosphorylation. Lineage: Eukaryota; Metazoa; Chordata; Actinopteri; Synbranchiformes; Synbranchidae. The record is from RefSeq and is a predicted model, not a curated record.
CCGGGUCCAGCCGGGACACAGUGAGCCAACAGAAGCGCUUGUGAUCACCCUGAGAGCACAUUCCAGCACAGGAAAAUGAGCCUCUCAGGCCGCUGUAAGCCUGCAUGACGGGCUGAGGACUCUUUGACUCAGGACUUUACUCCACUAUUUCUCUUUCAACAGCUCAGACAAACGGAAUCAAAAAGGAAAAUCGAAGAAUCUGAGUACUCGCUUUGAGUUUGAAAAGGAGGUCCCAAGAUUCAGAAUGGAGGAGGGAUAUGAGCUCGACCUCACAUAUAUCACAGAACGUAUCAUUGCUGUGUCCUUUCCCCGGGGUUGCUCAGAGGAGAUCUACACUCAUAACCUGAAGGACGUCACACGAAUGCUCAAGUCCAAACAUGCUGAUAAUUACCUGAUUAUUAACCUGUCAGAAAGAAGACAUGAGCUCUCUAAAAUGAACCCUAAGACCCUGGAUACAGGCUGGCCGGACCUCCAUGCUCCACCUUUGGAUAAAAUCUGCACCAUCUGUAAGGCCAUGGAGAGCUGGCUCAAUGCUGACCCUCUACAUGUGGUGGUUAUACACUGCAGGGGCGGCAAGGGUCGAAUUGGUGUUAUCAUUUCAUCAUUUGUGCAUUUUACUGACGUAUCAGCCAGUGCUGAUCAGGCGUUGGACCGCUUCGCCAUGAGGAAAUACUAUGAUGAUAAGGUCUCAGCUCUGAUGACACCCUCGCAGAAACGGUAUGUUUGGAUCCUCAACAGUCUUCUAAAUGGAUCUAUGAAGAUCAAUGCCUCCCCCUUGUUCCUGCACUGCGUCAUCAUUCAUGGGAUACCAAACUUCGAUACCACUGGAGUAUGUCGUCCAUACAUCAAGGUUUACCAGGGAAUGCAAGCUGUGUAUUCAUCUGGAAUCUAUCAUAUUGGUCCAGGCCACAGAGACCAUGUAUGCAUCACUCUGGAGCCUGCCCAGCUUCUAAAAGGGGACAUUAUGAUUAAAUGCUAUCACAAAAGUGACCUAACUUCAGAGCAUGAAGUUAUUUUCCGGCUGCAGUUCCACACGGGAGCAGUGCAGGGCUACAACCUGAUGUUUGAGAAAGAGGACAUGGAGACCGCCAACAAAGAUCCCAGAUUUCCAGAUUAUGGUAAAGUGGAGCUGCUUUUCUCCGAGGGACCAGAGAAGAUCCCAGGUGCCAACCGGUGGCAAAAUGGAGCAGAUGUUAUUGUGGACUACAACACAGCAGAUCCUCUAACCCGCUGGGACUCCUACCAGAACAUCUGUGAUGGUGAAGCACCACGCUCUCAAGGCCUAACCCAGGACAAAGUGGCAAACAAGAGGAGCCCCAGUGGAGGAGAGGCCACAGUGGGCCGUGGGGCCCGGACAACCACCUCCAGCCCUGACCACAGCAACCACGCUCUCUCUGUCAGCAGUGACUCGGGCCUGUCUAGCACUUCCCUGUGGGCAGAUAGACCAACACCUAUCCCCACCGCCACCACUACCACUGUCAAGGCUAACCAGGGCCCCAGCCAGCAGGAAAAGGUUCAGCUGAAGCGCCUCCUAAGUGGCUUUGGACUUGAGGAGCCCUCACUGGAGGAAAUGGAUGAUCAAGGUCCUAGGAUGGGCAUCCAACAGAUAGUUCCAGCUCAAGUGCACAUCAAUGGAGACCCCCGUCCCAGAGAGAGAGAAACAGACAUCCUGGAUGAUGAGGUCAUUACAGGCCAUGAUCUGCACAGUGUGGACAGUCUAGGAACUUUGUCGUCCUCCUGCCACAAGAGCAGUCAAAACUCCCUGCUGUCAGAUGGCUUUGGGAGUCCAGGAGUAGAGGACCAGCAGAGCCAAAGCCAGCACCACCUUCACCAUCCUGCUCCCCCUGCCAUGGAGGAGUAUGAGAGAGCCUAUUCUGAGGCUAGAGGUGGCUUUGUGACCUCCAGGAGCAACUCUGUGGCUUCCUCUAAUCCCAAUAGCGCUCCCAUGCCCAAGCAGCAUGUGUACAGACAGGGAAGCUAUUCCACACAGUCCUGGGUUCGCCAGCAGCAGAUGGUUGCUGCACAACACUUCAUCUACAUGCCGGAGGAUGGAAAUGACACAGAAAGGUACCCAGGGAACAAGCAGGGGAGCUGUUCAUCCAAAGCAGGCCUGCCCACUGAACCAAAGGGCUCAGUGGUGGACUCCCUGAGAAACUCGGCGCCCCACAAAGAACAGGCAACAAUAAACAAUAACAACAACAACAAACGGGAUGAGGAGUUCAAAUCUUUAACAAUGGACAUUGACAACUCCAUCGACCAGCUCAAUCAGCUGAUCAUGGACCUGGAUCCCACAUUUGUGCCAGCAUUGAACCACAGCAGCUCUAUUAAGAAGAACAGCAGCAUGCACGUAAAUGGCUCAGUUGGCAAAUGCUCGAACGGCAUCGGUCUCAGAUUCAACGAAAAUAAUGCAGCAACCCUGACAAACACACAGCAGACAGCUGUCCAGUCCAGUGAAGGACAGAUGGGUGUCACACGAAGUCUGAGUCACCAAGACAGCGAUGGCCCAAAUCACCCAGGCUUUUGUAGUUCAGGGUGGGUUGCGGCAGAAGAACUCAGAGGCCAGCAGACGUAUUCUCCCUGUGUGCCACAGUCCCAGCAUCCCAUGCUAUACAGAAGUGACAGCGCUGACUACAGGGCCCAGGACCCAGACAUGGACAGCAGAGUUGAAGCCAGGAGUGAGAUGACUCCUCCUACUCCUGCCUUCCCCAUCUCUCCACCUACACCUUAUGUGAAAAAUAUGCCGGAAUUGGUGCACAUUAGGCAAACACCAGCUCCUAGCAUGCAGUCUUAUGGAGGAUACAGAACAGACCAUGAACCCCGUGGAUAUUCAGAGAUGAUCGGUCAUGUUCAGGCUUUGCCAGACUCCUCCAUCAACUGCCACAGGAUGCUAAGUGCUACACACUCUGCCUCGAUUGUUGGGUCCCUUCAGCAUUCAGACAGCUCAUCCAUGAACCAGUCCUGGCCAGAGCAUCCUGUCCUGGGCCAUCACUCCUCUCUAGGUAGUUACACUUCUGCCAGGCAACCACCGCAGCACACUAUGUCACUGGACUAUGGCCACCACUCUCCUCCCCUUCACCAUGCCCAUAUCCACCCUGCUCCCAAUGCCCACAGCUCCCCCCAAAGCAGCCAGCGAAGUCGUAUGGCUCGCUAUGCUCCAAGCCACAUUGCCGCUCAAAGCUUUGACGAGCAAGAUGAUUCUGGUCUCAGUUACGGCACAGAUUGUCUGAACUCCACCUCUUCUUUGCUGGGAAAUGGAGGCAUGGACAGAGAGCUUUUGAACUCCAUGGAUGGGCAGAAUCAGUCCCAGAUUCAGGCUCCACUUCUUCCUGAGAAAAAGAGGGCAUCAGAUGGGGAGCAUUCGCUGGGAACAGCCUCUCCAGCCCUCAGUGGGUUCUCAAGUCCCCACAGUGGCAGCUCUCUGAGUAUUCCCUUCCCCAGUGCCUUGCCUGACCUGUCAGCUCAGAUCCCAGGCACGGCCUCGCCUUUGCCAGAUGUACUGGCCAGCAAGCAGGUUACUGUAAAAUUUGUGCAGGAUACGUCAAGAUUUUGGUACAAGCCUGAUAUCUCAAGGGAUCAAGCCAUAUCCAUCCUGAAGGAUAAGGAGCCUGGCUGUUUCAUUGUGAGGGACAGCCACUCCUUCAAAGGGGCCUAUGGAUUAGCAAUGAAGGUGGCUACACCACCACCCUCCGUUCUUCAGCAGACCAAGAAAGGAGGUGAUCUGUCCAAUGAAUUAGUGCGCCACUUUCUGAUUGAGUGUACACAGAAGGGAGUUCGUUUGAAGGGUUGCCCCAAUGAGCCCUAUUUUGGAAGCUUAACCGCGUUGGUCUGCCAACAUUCAAUCACUCCCUUGGCCUUGCCCUGUAAACUUAUUAUACCUGACAAAGAUCCUCUUGAAGAUGUUGUGGAGAACACCUCACAAUCAAUCACCAAUUCUGCUGCCGAGCUGCUAAGACAGGGUGCAGCCUGUAAUGUGUGGUACCUGGGCUCUGUGGAGAUGGAGUCCCUUACCGGCAUUCAGGCCAUUCAGAAAGCCACCAGUAUGACUCUGAGUGCCAACCCUCCGCCAACCUCCACUGUAGUCCAUUUCAAAGUUUCUUCCCAGGGAAUCACCCUCACUGAUAACCAGAGAAAGCUCUUCUUCAGGAGGCAUUACAAUGUCAGUACAGUUAUAUUUUGUGCUUUGGACCCUCAAGAUAGAAAGUGGAAAAAAGAUGGUGGCCUUUCAGCAAAGAUCUUCGGCUUUGUUGCCAGGAAAACCGGCACUUCCAUGGACAAUAUAUGUCACCUAUUUGCGGAGCAUGACCCUGAGCAACCAGCCAGUGCCAUUGUCAACUUUGUUUCCAAGGUGAUGAUUGGCUCGCAGAAGAGUAAGUAGAACAGAGCUGCUCACCUAAACAGUCUUUUACUAAGAGCAGAAACAAGACAUAUAGACUGAAAGGCUGAAUAAAGGACAAAAUGUAAGGAGUGAAGAUGGUGAUGACCUGGACAUUAACCCUGGAUAUUAACUGGAUAUCUCAUCAUCCCUUACUAGCACCAGGACAUUUUAAUUGCAUCUUUUGCUUAAAAAAUAUAAAUCCCCUUGUAUUUUAUUAUUUUUCUUUCCUGUAAAAUGAACUGUAAAUUAGCCAAAUUAAGAAAAUAUCAAAAUCAUAAGAAAUGUGUAUUUUUUUCUACUGUUUCAGAACAGUUCAUACAUUUAUACUGUAUAUAUUCAUUCUAAAAAUAGUUCAAGUACAUAUCACAAGGCUGCUUUUCUUAUUCAUGCAUUCAUGCAUUUUAAGGAUAAGUCAAAAACCCUACCUUGUUGCAUACAAUGUUUUUCCACAAAUAUUUAAUCAAAACAAGCUUCAUUCAAGCUAUUAACAUUCUAUAAAGUUGUAACCAGUGUAGAAGCACCUCUAUGCUGCAUCUGUCCAGAGGUACUAUAGACUUGUGGAGUUUAAAAUGUGCAUAAGAGGAGCAGAGGAUAUCGUUUGGACUCUGAGACUGACUACAUCAGAUACAGGAUUAUCUUAUUUUAUCUAUGCAAUGUACAUUUUUAUUAUUUUUAACCAUGGUCUUCGUACCUGUGUGGCAUAUAUGUGACUUCUCUGAAACUGAUUUCUUCUUAAGAUGUAUGAAUAUGACCACUUAAAAAACCAUCAGCAACAUUUUAAUGAAAGUGUGUGUGCAUGUGUGUGAAAUGACACAAACAAAAGAAGAAUAUUUUAAACACUAAUAUAUAUUGACUUGACAUGAGUUGAUUAGGAACAUAUUGGUACUUUUGUAAAGAAAUGGUCGCAUUCCCUUUACAGCUGCCAAAUUUGACUUUGUUUUGUCUUCUUUGUCAGGGUGCAUGCCCACUAACAGCACUGCAGUGUUUCAUUGUCAAAGUAAAUUACUAUUCAUUAUUUUGUAGAUUAAAUUUGAUUAAAAAAAACAUAGGCUGCUAUAGUGACACAACAAAUAUUGUCACUGCAUCCACGUUGUCCAUGUUCUGAGAGGAAAACUGGGACGAAAGAAAGUGCUCGGUGUUAGUAGUGCACAAAUAAAUUCAGUAUUUGACAUACUCUGUCAAUGAUAUAUAUAAUAUACUUGUUCUGGGAGAAAGAUAACGUUUAUUAUUACCCCAGUUGAGUGCUUGUUGAUAUUGUAUAUGAGAUAAUGACAAAAAAAAAAAUUCUUUUCAACUUUUUUGUGUGUGUAGGAAAUCCGAUAGAGAGACCUGUCACCACAAAAAAACCUCUGUGAUAUUCUUUCAUUUAUUAUAUAUACACAUUUGUUAUGAUUUUUCUGACUUAUCAUUACCUCAUACUUGUCUCAUCCAAUACUGUACCUCUGUUUAUACGUAUCAUACCAUUUACCAUCAAUAAACAAAAACAAACAUUUAUGUAAUCUCAGUGAUCUGUUAAAAAGAUUGACAUAUUUAAAACCACUGCCAGGCAACCAGCUGAAAGCUAUAAUCUCACAAAGAUGUGAAAAGGAUAGGUGGAAUGUGACACUGCUGCCCAGGGGAAAGUAAUGAUGAAACCCUGGUGGAAACAUACUGUAACUGUAAAGAAUGGAAUAGGUUCAGUUAAAUUUUCAACCAGCAGAGGACACUAACAUUACAAAGCCUUUGAGCCUGUACAUGAAUGGAGAGGCUUUGUGACCUGGCUUGUUUCCCCUGUUACAUUCACUUCCUUAGCUGUAGCAUAAAUGUGGAAUAGUAAAUACCAAAGUGGACCAUCACUACAUUUUUUCAAGAACACACACAUCUGUGUCUUUCUUUCUCAGUACACAUGCACAUAUUCAACACACACAUCCAUUGUCUCAUUUGUGAAGUACAGGAAAAGAAAAUUCUACUUCUAUACUUGUCUGGGCAGGUUGUUCUAAAGGUGCUCAGAGGGAAUAACAUUUCAGAGUCUAGACCAAGAGGGAGGGAAACUGUAAUGGGGUAGAACCCCACACCUACCCCUUCACUGGUGUCCUUCUGUGGGUGGUGAAAGGGAAGAAUUCCUGGGCAAGGCAGGAAGUAAGCAAAGGCCCAGUUAUGGUGAGUGCAGAGAGCCCAGAGCACAUCCUCUUCUGUUAAUGAGUGUGGAGUGGCCUCAAAAUAAAAGAAGCCAGGGCAAGUCCAGAGAAACCAGGCGACAUUAUUAGAGUACAAAGGAACUUCUCAGGAAUUCACACAAAUAAUAACAGUAUGUGUAAACAUGGAAAAAAAAUGUACAGUAGCCUGUUUCAACAAUGACCAGUUUUUCAAUACAUUUCACAAAUUCACACCAGUAUUUGUUAGCAGAUUAAAGCCAACCAAGUCUCAUUUCAUAGAUAAUGUGGAGGUGAGAGGUCCUACUCAUCAGGCUGACAGACACUAAAUUAAAGGGACAGGGCUCAUCUUUUUCACUCUGAGGCAAAACAAAGGUUUAGGAGCAAAAAUAGAGAGUGCAUUCUGGGACCACACUCUGAGGCCCCUGUUUGGUUUUCAGCUAAAGCUGAAACCUUAAAAUACGCUGUGAGAUAAACUGGGCUUCCACGUCGGGCCACGUAAUAGAUAAUAGGAAUUAGAAGAGAAGUGGCCUCUGCCCUUCAGGUCAGGCAAGAAUAAAAACUGGGGUAGACCAUGGUUCACACCCAUUCUAAAAUAACUGGAAAAAAUAUAAAGCUAAUGUGACUUGCAUAUUCUAGAAUGUAAACUAGAUUAAGUAUCUAGAGUAGAGUGAACCAGUCAGAGACAGCUCUAGAUUUAUACAGACUGCCUUGUCUCUCCAUUUCAGCACAAGAAACACAUUUUUGAAACCCCAGACCAUCACCACUAAAACAUUAAAACAAAUGGAGAAAUGUAAAGCCUGCAUCUGCAAGUAAUAUUUCCUUUCCUGCCAACUGUAAUUUUGACUUGAUGAGUAAUGGUGUGUCAAUGAGUGUUGGCAGUUGCAUUUUUAUUUAAAUGAUUUGACACCACUGUUGUGGACCAAAGGUAUUCAAAGAGAAAAUGAGGAAGGAAGUGUGUCUGUCUGAGGGGAUUUGGAGCCCACAGGGUACAGCUUGACUGAGCCCACUCCUCAGGCUGAGCGCUGAGAGCUUCUCUCUCUCUCUCCACCUUCCACUUUGCUCAGGCCCAAUUACAGCCGCGGACUGCCUUGGAAACUAAGCCUCCAGAAAUGCAGACCAUGACAGCUCUGUGGACAGACCACUCCAAAAUAAUAAUGAAUCAACCAUGGAAACAGAUGAAAGGUGACCUCAGCAUUUUUGGCUCGUUUUCAGAUAAUUGACAAAUGGAUGCCAGUCAGAUCCAAAUAAAAGGGGCGAAAUGAUUAUAUUAAUCAUAAUGGAGACCUUUGUGUCCAGUUCAUCUGGGAUGACAGUCUGCUUCAAAAGCUCUCAGACAGGGGCACUUAUACAAGAGACAAUCAUAAGACUGUGGGGGAAAAAAGAAUAACAGUGAUCAUACCAGACUUGUCAUGUGAUCUGUGGUAGUCUCAUUCCUGAACAUUCCCACCCCACCUCUUUUACUCCAGCACACCUCAGUACAGUGUGUAGCUACACACAUAGACACCCACACUUCUCCUAGGUUAACCCAAACAUGUUCUGCAGACCUCCAGCUGAUUAAACUAUGUGCUUUUCAAUUUGUGAGCUUUGGCUCUUGUUGCAGAUUCCUGGGCUUUUCCCUGUCACUACAGUAACACCAUCCACUGAACCCAGACAAAAUCACACCACCAGAGCCAGACGUGGGGAAGCUGCCAGAAGUCACAUUGUUUCAUAUUAUCAUAAUACAUUCCAGUUUUAAUGAAAUGAAGGUUAACUAAUGUAUUGGAAUGCUUAUGAAAAGAAUGCUAACAGAUUUAUCAUUUAUAAGAUCAAUAUAUUGUUUUCACCCUAGUAAACUAUUCAUUUCCAUCAUUUCACUUUGAAGUAUAAAUAUCAUAUGUAAACUAGACAAAUGCAUUUCCUGAAUAAAAAGUGUGUGGAUGCUGAUUGCUGAAGAAUUGCCCAAACUAAAGUUGGGAAUAGAACUUCAUUAUCUGAAGAAGGUGAGAGCUUGAGAGCAUUCCUAAAACAGUGGAAGCUAUCCACCUACUGGAUAGACACACAUUUAGAACUUUUAUUGGUUUCUGCUUUUGGUUAAUGAGAUUGCAAAGGGAUCUAAAUCACACUUACACGAUCUAUCAUGCCUUGACAGAGAAUUGAAAUCCGACCUGCCGUACCAGGAGGUACCAGGAGGUACCAGGAGGUACCAGGAGGUACGGCAGGAUGUGGAUGCUGCUUACUCUGCAUCCACACAAUGACAUGUUGCUGUUGCUUUUUAAAAUGAUCUUUUCUACAGUGUAAAGAGCUUUUUAUAGUUAAACGCCCAAACUAUCUGUGCAGUUAUACAGUAUGUUCCAGUGGAAGUGAGG